Aricia agestis (brown argus) is the source of this 2270-nucleotide messenger RNA. RefSeq names its product organic cation transporter protein-like. Lineage: Eukaryota; Metazoa; Arthropoda; Insecta; Lepidoptera; Lycaenidae. The transcript is spliced from 7 exons. Gene Ontology annotation, biological process: transmembrane transport. Bases 404 to 2089 code for a protein of 561 amino acids. Gene Ontology annotation, cellular component: membrane. The record is from RefSeq and is a predicted model, not a curated record. Gene Ontology annotation, molecular function: transmembrane transporter activity.
GGUCGUGUUGUGUGCGGCAGCGGCAGUUGCGGACUGCGGGUUUCGGGCGCGGCCGAUCAAUCGUAUCGCUCCAGAUGACUGGCGGCCGUGACACACUGUAUUGUCCGCCCCCGGACACCGUGAGACACCACAACAGUCAGUGCCGAGGCGGAGGCCCAGCAGAACCCUAGCCUGCCGUUGAAGAGACAGUACAAGAGGUUACCAGAAAACAAAAUCCACAAAGUUGAAGAAUAGCUGUAAAAAUUAUAGGAGAGAUUGUCACGUUGCAGUUAAAGGAAGCGAUACAUUAGAAAAUAACUGGUAUUCUUCUCUAAAGAGCCAGAAGUAAAGUCGAUGCAUAGAAUCUCAACUUUACAAAGAGAUUGCCACGUAAAGUUUUGAAGCUGCGAAGAAGCGUAUAAAAAUGAGCGACUCAAAAAACAAUUCCAAAGUCGCUACGGAGGGUUCGAAGGGCUCAAAUGAAAAAGUCCCUGCGGAGAGUCUGAAGGAAUCGAAGGAUGAUACGUUAGACGUGGACUCGCUGAUGCGCGAGCUGGGCCAGGGCGGGCGCUACCACUGCAUCGUCUACGUGCUGGUGGCAUUCUCCGUGGCGCAGGUUGGCUUGCUGCACACCACGUACAUCUUCCUCGCCGGGAAUCUACCUUACAGAUGUAUAGUCCCGGAGUGCGAGGCGGGGAACACGACGGAGUACUCGCCCUCGUGGCUGGAGGGCGCUCCGGGGGAGCACGAGCGGUGCCGGCGCCCUGUGCCCCUCGACCCUCAGCUGCCCUGCGCCUCCGACGCCUUCAGCGACGCCCUGCAGCCCUGCGACCAGUGGAUAUACGCCUCGCACGACACUAUUGUGGCUGAGUUCAACCUGGCAUGUCAGGACUGGAAGCGCACGCUGGUGGGGACGGUACACAACUUCGGUAUGCUGGUGUCGCUGCCCAUACUCGGAUACGUCUCAGAUCGUUGGGGCCGCAAGAGCGCGCUGGUGAUCAGCUGCACGCUGGUGGGCGCGAUCGGUACGCUCAAGGCGUUCUCCGUCUCCUACGAGAUGUACAUCAUCAUCGAGUUCCUCGAGACGCUCGCCGGAGCCAGCGCCUUCCCAGCUGCUUACAUUAUCACGGUGGAACUCCUCGGUCAAGAUAAGCGAGUGCUGACGACCGCCUUCCUGGGCAUAGUGCUGGUGAUGGGCGGUAUCUGCUUUGCGCUGCUCGCCCGGACCUUCCACUACUGGCGGACCUUCAUCCUCGUCGUCUACCCACCGUCCAUUCUCUUCAUCACGUACAUUUACCUCCUCCCCGAGAGUAUCCGAUGGCUGCUGUCCAAGGGAAGACGGGAGGAGGCCCUAGAGAUCGUGACGAGAGCCGCUAAAAUGAACAAGGUGACGCUAUCCGAACAGACGUUGAAGAAGCUGUCGGUCGCGGACGUGGUGGUGACGAAGGAGGAAAGAGACGAGGAGGAGGGUCUGUGGACGCAGGUGUUCCGGUCCCCGAUCAUCCUAAAGAGGCUUGCAAUCUGCUCCUGGUGGUGGAUCACCUGCACGUUCGUAUUCUACGGGCUGGCCAUCAACUCGGUGUCCCUGGCCGGGAACAAGUACACCAACUACAUCCUCGUGGUCAGCGUGGAGAUCAUUGCCGUCGUCAACAACGCUAUCGUGCUGGACCGCAUCGGCCGCAAGCGCACGCUGCUCAUCGCGUUCAUCGUCUGCGGAUUGUCCUGCAUCACCAUCGCUUUUGUGCCCGAGAGAAUGUGGUGGCUUGCGACGAUGCUGUACCUGCUGGGCAAGAUCGCGAUCACGCAGGCGUUCAGCGGCAUCUACAUGUACACGGCGGAGCUGUUCCCGACCCGCGCGCGCCACUCGCUGCUCGCCUGCUGUUCUAUGCUCGGCCGAGUAGGCUCCAUCAUCGCGCCGCAGAUGCCGCUGCUGGCAAUGUACGUGGAGUGGCUGCCGUCGGUGCUGUUUGGGUGCACGGCGCUGGUGGCGGGCGCGCUGAUGACCACCACGCCGGAGACACUCAACGCGCGCUUGCCCGACACCAUCGCCGAUGCCGAGAGACUCGCCUCGUCCCCCACAGACAAGGAGCAGGCCACCUCGAGACUGUAAAAUAGUUGUAGUGAGUGUGGCCUGUCAGUAUGGAAUUAUAGCUAUAUGGCGCACUUGCCGAGCUGACGCUCUUUGCCACACUCACUUAGAAUAUAUUAUGAUUUUAUUCGUUUGAACUACCGAGCUCAGGUUUUAUUGGUGCUAUUGCGUCCUCCUUCGGUUAAAAUUAUGGUAUGGCAUG